Cuscuta campestris is the source of this 1530-nucleotide messenger RNA. NCBI's taxonomy places the organism in Eukaryota, Viridiplantae, Streptophyta, Magnoliopsida, Solanales, Convolvulaceae. The record is from the annotation of a GenBank genome assembly.
AGUUCAGAUCUUCCAUGGCGGUCUUGUGGCAAGAAAGAAAUGCGGAAAAGCGCAGGCCCCCACAAGGAAGCGACGGGAUCUCACUCUUGACGCCGUACGCCAAGCAGUGCGUUUCUCGCCGUUAGAUCACAUCUGCCCCCACGUUAUUAACGCGCCCGGCCCGCCUCGAUCCGACGGCCCCGGCUCCACCCACGAAAACCGCAUAAAACGGUCUUCUUCUCCGACCAAUCGCUCGCACCUAAUAAGUUUUUUUUUUCUUUUUAAUCAAUUGAUACUGGUUCGUUUAUAUGGGAUUUCGGAGUCGGAGACGGAGGUUACUGCACUAGAGCUUCUCUGGGCGAGUUAACUCGGUUGGUGCACUCGGUUCGGAGUCCAGGUUGAUGGUUCAACUCAUAGCGCUUCUGAUGAGUCCAGAGCUCUAGGAAGUAGGAGUUUAAUUGGUGACUGGAUGGAGGUUGCAAAGCGAUGGUUGAGUAAGUUCAGGCUUAAAGACAAGCUAAAACACUCCAAGAAGAAGAAGGAAUCCACAACUAAUGGGAAGGAAAGCUCGGAAACCACUGCCUGCGAAGACGCACCGCCAUCAACUGCCACUAAACAAAAGGUUGCUGCUGCAAAGCAGUACAUAGAAAAGCAUUACAAGGAGCAAAUGAAGAACCUUCAUGAGCGUAGGGAAAGGCGUAACAUGCUGGAAAAGAAAUUGGCUGAUGCUGAGGUUUCUGAGGAGGAACAAAACAAUAUCCUGAAGUACCUUGAAAAGAAGGAGACAGAAUUCAUGCGCCUUCAAAGGCAUAAAAUGGGUGCUGAUGAUUUUGAGCCGUUGACAAUGAUAGGAAAGGGUGCAUUUGGUGAGGUUAGAAUAUGCAGGGAGAAAACAACUGGCAGCAUCUAUGCCAUGAAAAAACUCAAGAAGUCUGAAAUGCUUCGUAGAGGCCAGGUUGAGCAUGUCAAGGCAGAAAGGAAUCUUCUUGCAGAGGUUGACAGUAAUUGCAUUGUCAAGCUGUACUGCUCUUUCCAAGAUGAGGAGUACCUAUAUUUAAUUAUGGAAUAUCUUCCUGGAGGUGAUAUGAUGACUUUGUUGAUGCGUAAGGAUAUAUUAACUGAAGAUGAGGCAAGAUUUUAUGUUGGGGAAACAGUCCUUGCUAUCGAGUCUAUCCAUAAGCACAACUAUAUUCACAGAGAUAUAAAGCCUGAUAACUUGCUUCUUGAUCGAAAUGGCCAUAUGAAGCUGUCUGAUUUUGGAUUAUGUAAACCAUUAGACUGCAGUAAUCUUCAUGAAAAAGAUUUUACAGUGGGACAAAACUGUAGUGAUGCUCUUAAAAGUGAUGGGCGUUCUGGGCCUCCAAAGCGCAGUCAGCAAGAGCAACUGCAGCAUUGGCAGAGGAACAGGAGAAUGCUUGCAUAUUCCACCGUGGGAACACCAGAUUAUAUUGCGCCGGAGGUUUUAUUAAAGAAGGGAUAUGGAAUGGAAUGUGACUGGUAUGUAUCUUGAAUAUGUUCUCUUUACUUUAUGUUUUUUUUCUAUGUAUGAGU